Anthonomus grandis grandis is the source of this 2184-nucleotide messenger RNA. RefSeq names its product autophagy-related protein 16-1. Lineage: Eukaryota; Metazoa; Arthropoda; Insecta; Coleoptera; Curculionidae. The transcript is spliced from 14 exons. Gene Ontology annotation, cellular component: autophagosome membrane. Gene Ontology annotation, molecular function: protein binding. The record is from RefSeq and is a predicted model, not a curated record. Gene Ontology annotation, biological process: autophagosome assembly. Bases 201 to 1928 code for a protein of 575 amino acids.
UGUCACAUGUCAGUUAAAAAUCAAAACAAGAAUCAGAUUUUUUUUCAAGAAGUAAAUACUCAUAAAAAUAAAUAAAUUAUUAAAUGAAAUAUUGUAAUAAUUACGUUUAGUUGUGUCGUGUUUAAAUUAAUAUUUACCCGUGUGUAAGUAAAAUUUACGUUUCGCGGUUUUUCCUUGUAGACAGAGAAUUCACAGUGAAUAUGGAGUUAGGAGACUGGCGCCAGAAUAUUUUGUCCCAAUUGCAGAAGAGGAACCGAGAAGAAACUUAUUGUUUUCAGGAUUUAAUAACACAACAUAAUAAAGUGUUCGAGAAUGCCAACUCCUUGAAACAUGAAAAUAUUCAGCUAUCCAUCCAGAAUGAGAAACUCAGAGUCGAGGGAGGUGGUGGAAAUAGAUCGAACAGUGCUACAGAACUCAAAUUACAAGAAGAGGUCCAACAAUUGAAACAAAAACUGUUUACUCAAGCCGAGGAACUGACAGAGUUACAUAGGAAAAAAAGUGGAAACAUUCAAGAAAUAAUCGAUUUAAAUGUAAAACUGCAAGACAGGAAUAAAGCGGCCGCUGAUAAAGAAAUUCAGUUGGCAGAGGCACAUUCCAAAAUAAUAAGUUUAGAAGCCGAAAUCGGGAUGCUGACCCAAGCAAACAAACAACUUCAAUAUUUAAAUGAUACUCUUAGGGAUGAACAUCAGGCUUUGCAGUUGGCCUUUAGUGCUUUGGAGGAUAAACUUAGGAAAGUACAGGAGGAAAAUCGCCAGCUGGUGGAGCGUUUAAUAAAGUACAAAGCCAAAGACGCUGACCGAAUGAAUGAAGAAAAUGACAAUUUCUUAAACGAGGGUGCCAGUAAGCAUUUUUCUACUUCUGUACUCAGCACGUUUGGUAUUUUUAGAAAACGAUACGCCAAAAUGCAAAAAGACUUAGAAGAAGCCUGUAGAGAUACAAAAGGCGUUUCCUCAGACGACCUGUCGGAGGGUUAUGGACCUCUUAGCCAAUCCACCUUACCUUCGAAGGUGCAUCUUAAAUUUGAUGCACACGAAGGCGAGGUAAACGCGAUAAAAUGGAGUCCGUUAGAUCGGAUAUUCGCCACCGGUGGCGCCGAUCGUAAAGUGAAACUUUGGGACAUUUCGAAAGGAAUUCAGGAAUGCAAAGGUGUCCUUGUGGGAAGUAAUGCCGGUGUAAUGGCCGUAGACUUUGACGCCUCCGGAUCCCUGGUUUUGGGUGCCUCGAACGAUUAUGCCACGAGGGUAUGGACGGUGGUUGAUCAGAGAUUAAGGCAUACACUGACCGGCCAUUCGGGGAAAGUAAUGGCGGCCAAAUUCCUGGGGGACGCAUCCAAAGUCGUAACCGGAAGCCACGAUCGAACUUUAAAAGUGUGGGAUCUGAAAAGUCGGGCAUGCAUAGAAACGAAAUUCGCAGGAUCCAGUUGCAACGAUCUCGUAACGGUCGAUAGCGCCGGAUCGACGAUAAUCAGCGGCCAUUACGAUAAAACUAUCAGGUUUUGGGAUAGUAGAUCAGAAACGAGCGCCAAUAAUAUUAAUUUAAAUGGGAAAAUCACAUCAUUGGACUUGUCCAGAGAUUCAAAAUACUUAUUGGCUUGCGUGAGGGACGAUACCCUGGAACUUAUUGACCUGAGGAUGAAUCAAGUGGUGACAACUUAUAACUGUGACGGUUUCAAAGUGGGCUGUGAUUGGUCUAGAGCUACGUUUAGUCCUGACGGGCAGUACGUAGCUGUGGGAUCUAGCGAUGGUAGCGUUUACAUUUGGGGAGUAACCAAUGGGAAAAUUGAGACGAUACUUAAAGAACAUGGAUCAACCUCAAUUGGACUGUUCUCCAGGUCUGCAGUGACGGCAACCGCUUGGCAUCCCUUUGGCAACUUCCUGGCUACCGUCGACCGCACCAAGAGAUCCGUCAUCUGGACGGGAGAUAUGUGAGGAGGAUAUUGAACAACACAUGCCGUUUCACACACAAAAUCGUCUUGGCUUUUUAUAAAUUUAAAAUUCACUGAAUUGUUUGAUUUCGGGAUAAGUGACUAUACUGAGGGCAAAAAAUUACAGAAUUCAGUCGUUUAUGUUAGAAUCUUCGAUGGAGCAGAUCAUCUUUAUAUUUAAUAGGCAAUUAUGAUGCAAAAGGAUCAUAAAAUCGCUAAUUUGUUACCUGUAAUAAAAAAUAUGCCUUUUUCAAGAGAAA